This is a messenger RNA of Momordica charantia (bitter melon), 542 nucleotides long. The record is from RefSeq and is a predicted model, not a curated record. Lineage: Eukaryota; Viridiplantae; Streptophyta; Magnoliopsida; Cucurbitales; Cucurbitaceae.
UAUUCUCAUUCACCAUUGCCAGAUCCACAUCAAGAGCUCAACAAUUCAAAAAGUCCAUUGUUUUCUUUCUUUAAUCGAAUUUAGACAUGGGAAUUCGUCUACAUUCUGUUCUCUUUAGUGCCAAGCAAAUUCUCAGAACACAAUCUGUUUCUGCGAGAUGUCGGUCCAAUGUUCCCAAAGGUCAUGUUGCAGUGUACAUCGGAGAAAUUCAGAGGAAGCGGUUUUUGGUUCCAGUUUCUUACUUGAACCAUCCUUUAUUUGUAGACUUGCUCGGUAGGGCUGAAGAAGAGUUUGGAUUCAACCAUCCUACAGGAGGUUUGACCAUUCCCUGCAAAGAAGAAGCCUUCGUUGAUGUCACUCCUGGACUGCAUACUCCAUAGAAAGAACAAAGUGCAAUCCUGCUUACAGUUUGACAACAUUUUUUCCAAUUUUUUUGUCCAUGGGAGAUAGAGUUGAAUGUCACAAUAAAGGAAGUUUUAUAUGUAGAUGAUUAGAUUAGAAAGGGUGGAGAAUUACAAAGCCACUUGAACAUCAAUGACAAA